AACAACAAGUACUUAAUCAGCAGUUAUAUGAACACCCAAUUUUGCAGAUCUCUUCAGUAUCUCGGCGAUCUUGUAGCAUUCUAUAACAAGUCGGUGGAAAGUUUCUCGUCUCUUAACAUCAUGGAAAUAGGAUUGAUGCUAUUGACAGUCCUGCUGGGUCUGGUUGUGUACUUCCUUGUCUGUAUGUAUCAGAAGAUGCAUUACUGGCAGAGCUUAAGAAUUCCGUGUGAAAAACCGCAUCCUCUUGAAGGCAACAUGGUGGGAGAACGUACGACAAUUUCGUCAGCCGAAGUUUUUCAACGGUACUACAACAAGUUCCGUGGAAGGGGACCCUUUGUUGGAUUCUAUUGGUACCAGCGUCCAACCGCAUUCAUCAUGGAGCCAUUUCUGGUCAAAGAAAUAUUGGUUAGGGAGUUUAACAAGUUUUCGGAUAAAAUCUUUUACAACAACCCAGAGGAUGAUCCAAUUUCGGGUCGGUUAAAUUGGCUCGGUGGCCAUAAAUGGAAGUCAAUGAGAAGCAAGCUAACAUCUACAUUUACCUCCGGCAAAAUCAAGUUCAUGUGUCCCACAGUUGUCAAAAUAACCAACGAGUUUAUCGAUGUUUUUGGUGGCAUGAUGACAAAGUCAUCGAUUGUUGAGGUCAAGGAGUUAUUGGCCAGGUUUACCACAGAUGUUAUUGGUACUUGUGCCUUUGGGAUUGAGUGCAGCAGUCUCAAGGAUCCCGAGGCAGAGUUUCGCGUAAUGGGAAUUCGUUCUCUAACAGAUCAGCGACACGGAUUUCUUGGAAAGGCCUUAAUUAGCAGCUUUCCCAAAUUGGCCCGCCGAUUGCAUAUGAAGACGACGCCAGAUCAUAUUGAAAAGUUUUUCUUGCGCAUUGUCAAGGAAACUGUGACCUUCAGGGAGGAAAACAAAAUACGUCGCAACGAUUUUAUGGAUCAGUUGAUUGAUUUAAAAAACAAUGCUCUUAUAAAGUCGGAGACUGGAGAGAGCGUUAGCCUGACCAUAGAAGAAAUGACCGCUCAGGCUUAUGUGUUUUUCAAUGCUGGCUACGAAACCUCUUCGUCCACGAUGGGAUUUGCUUUGUACGAGCUGGCGCAGCACAUGGACAUUCAACAGCGUGUUAGGGAUGAGGUCAACGAGGUGCUAGCUAAGAAUAGUGGAGAGAUAACCUAUGAACUUCUCAAGGAAAUGGUCUAUCUUAAUCAAGUCAUAUCAGAAACUCUUCGCCUUUACACAAUUGUACCCAUGUUGAAUCGUCUAUGCCUAGAAGAUUACGUCGUUCCCGGUUAUCCGAAUUAUGUUAUCAAAAAAGGCAUGCCUGUGAUAAUUCCCGCUGGUGCUAUGCAUCGCGAUGAGAAGUUAUAUCCUAAUCCAAACCGCUUUAAUCCUGAUAAUUUUACGCCCGAACGUGUGAAGAACCGUGACUCGGCGGAGUGGCUUCCUUUCAGUAUUGGACCUCGCAACUGUAUCGGCUUGCGAUUUGGCGAUAUGCAAACUCGUAUUGGACUAGCAAUGCUUCUCAAGAACUUUAAGUUCUCCGUAUGUGAUCAGACACCAAUCCCCAUGAAGUAUAAAAAGACUAGCAAUUUGGUAAACAGUGAGUCGGGAAUCUUUUUGCACGUGGAAAGAGUUUAAUCAGUUCAUUGACUUCAUAGCUAUAUAUAAGUAAUAAAUGACUCUGGGUUAUUGUGUGCAUA
Molecule: messenger RNA, 1697 nt
Organism: Drosophila innubila
Lineage: Eukaryota; Metazoa; Arthropoda; Insecta; Diptera; Drosophilidae
Product: probable cytochrome P450 6a21
Exons: 2
Coding region: 28-1635 (535 amino acids)
Molecular function (GO): iron ion binding; oxidoreductase activity, acting on paired donors, with incorporation or reduction of molecular oxygen; monooxygenase activity
Source: RefSeq, a predicted model, not a curated record